This is a messenger RNA of Cyprinus carpio (common carp), 1220 nucleotides long. Its product is annotated as NACHT, LRR and PYD domains-containing protein 12-like. Bases 599 to 1192 code for a protein of 197 amino acids. The transcript has 3 exons. The record is from RefSeq and is a predicted model, not a curated record. Lineage: Eukaryota; Metazoa; Chordata; Actinopteri; Cypriniformes; Cyprinidae. Gene Ontology annotation, molecular function: protein binding.
ACAUGAGGAACCAGAAGUAUGAAGAGAGAGAUCCAGAGAAACUCCUGCAGUCCAACAGAGAAGUGAUUGUGAAACUUGCUGAAGUGGCUUUCAAACAGCUGAUGAAGGGCAAUGUGAUGUUCUAUGAGAAGGACCUGACUGAGAGCGGCAUAGACAUCACUGACGCCUCAGUGUAUUCUGGAUUUGCACUGAGAUUUGCACUGAGAUCUUUAAGGAGGAAUCUGUGAUUCAUCAGAGGAAAGUCUACUGCUUCAUUCAUCUGAGCGUUCAGGAGUUUCUGGCUGCUUUCUAUGUAUUUUACUAUUAUAUCAUAAAAAAUGACAACACAUUGCAGUAUUUAGAUCAAGUACAUAAUCUCCAUAGGGACACAGUAAAUAAAGCCCUUGAGAGUGAGAAUGGACACCUGGAUCUGUUCCUGCGGUUUCUGCUGGGUAUCUCACUGGAGUCCAAUCAGAAACUCUUAAAGGAUCUACUCACACACACAGUGAACAGUUCAGAGAGCAUCAAUAAAACCUCACAGUACAUUAAAGAGAGAAUAAAGACUGACAAAAAUCUCCCCACUGAAAGAUCCAUCAAUUUGUUCCUCUGUCUGCUGGAAAUGAAAGAUCAGACACUGUACAAAGAGAUUCAGGUUUUUCUGAAAUCAGACAAACAGAGAAAAUCAGAGAAACUCACUCCUGCUCAGUGUUCAUCAAUCACCUACAUGCUUCAGAUGUCAGAGGAGGUGCUGGAUGAGCUGGACCUCAAGAAAUACAACACAUCAGAGGAGGUCAGAAGACGACUGAUACCAGCUGUGAGCAACUGCAGAAAAGUUCUUCUUGCUGGCUGCAAUCUCUCUCGUCACAGCUGUGAAAUUGUGGUCUCAGCUCUACAGUCAUUAAACUCUCCACUCAGAGAGCUGGACCUGAGUAACAAUGACCUGCAAGACACAGGAGUGAAGAUGCUCUCUGAUGCACUGAAGAGUACAAACUGUAAACUGGAGAUACUGCGAUUAUCUGGCUGUAUGGUGACAGAGGUUGGCUGUUGUUAUCUGGCUUCAGCUCUGAGGUCAACUUCACACCUGAAAGAGCUGGAUUUGAGCUACAAUUGCCCAGGAGAAUCAGGAGUGAAACUGCUUACUGAAAGACUCAGUGAUCCAAACUGCACAUUGGAAAAACUCAGGUAUGUUAGGCUGAAAUUUGGCAUGGUAUAAUUGUUUGUUAUUGGUCGUUUUGGUUUUU